CGGGCAUGGAGGAGAAGGAAAGAGGAGGAGUGCAAGGAGGAUAGAGGAGGGCGGCGGGUGUAGAGUGAGGCGGGCUCACUGUGUAGGAAUGUGUGGGGCUGAGCGGACAUACACCCGGUACACCCAGCUCUCCGCCCCAAUGAACCACUAAGUUUCCUCCGGCCGGUGCCGCACCAUCCCGGUUAUCCGUGCCCCGCCGGCGCCUAUUUCUGGACUGCUGUCUUGGUUGCCUAUUAAGGGAUUUACAAGGAGCAGACGGCCGGGAGCCAGCAGCGGGUUGUCACCGUCCUCCUCCUCUUCAGCAUGGGGCUGCAGCCCUUGGAGUUCAGUGACUGCUACCUGGACAGCCCGUGGCUCCGGGAGAGGAUCCGUGCCCAUGAGGCGGAGCUGGACAGAACCAACAAGUUCAUCAAGGACUUGGUCAAGGAUGGAAAGAACCUCAUAGCGGCCACCAAGAGUCUGUCCUCUGCUCAGAGGAAGUUUGCCCAUUCACUAAGGGAUUUCAAGUUUGAGUUCAUUGGCGAUGCGGAGACUGAUGACGAGAGAUGUAUUGAUGCAUCUUUACAGGAGUUUUCACAUUUUUUACGAAAUCUUGAAGAGCAGAGGGAGAUAAUGGCACUUAGUGUGACUGAGACACUCAUCAAACCUUUGGAGCGAUUUCGGAAAGAACAGCUUGGAGCUGUUAAGGAAGAAAAGAAGAAGUUUGAUAAGGAAACUGACAAGAACUACAGCAACCUAGAUAAACACCUGAGCAUGUCCUCCAAGAAGAAGGAGCCACAUUUACAAGAAGCAGAUGUCCAAGUGGAGCAGAAUCGCCAGCAUUUUUACGAGCUGUCAUUAGAAUAUAUAUGUAAACUGCAAGAAAUCCAGGAGCGGAAAAAAUUUGAAUUUGUGGAACCUAUGCUGGCUUUUUUCCAAGGAAUUUUUACCUUCUACCACCAAGGAUAUGAACUUGCUAAAGAUUUUAACCACUACAAACUGGAGCUGCAGAUUAACAUUCAGAAUACACGAAAUCGUUUUGAAGGGACGCGAUCAGAGGUUGAAGAACUGAUGAGGAAGAUCAGGAAAAGCCCGCAGGAGCACAAGCGAGCCAGCCCUUUUACAAUGGAAGGCUACCUCUAUGUCCAGGAGAAGCGACCUGCCCCAUUUGGUUCCAGCUGGGUAAAGCAUUACUGCAUGUAUAAGGAGAAAACUAAAACCUUUUCCAUGUUUCCAUAUGAACAUAGAUCAGGAGGGAAAAUAGGUGAAGGGGAGAAUUUUACAGUCAAGUACUGCAUAAGACGAAACACAGACACUAUAGAUAGAAGGUUCUGCUUUGAUGUGGAAGCUGUAGAAAGACCUGGACUUCUGAUUACCAUGCAAUCGUUUUCAGAAGAUGAUCGACAACUCUGGAUGGAAGUACUAGGUGGAAAAGAAUCAAGAUUUUUGAGCCUUAGCAGAUCCAUAACCAGAUCAGAGGGAGGUGCUCAGCUAGACCAACAUGGAUUUGCUGUUGUGAAACAUUGUAUCGAUGCCAUUGAAUCAAGGGGUAUUAAUGACCAAGGAUUGUACAGGGUUGUGGGGGUGAGUUCAAAGGUCCAGAGACUACUGAGUUUGUUAAUGGAUGUGAAGACUGGCUGUGAUGUUGACUUGAGCGCUGCAGGAGAAUGGGAAGUCAAGACCAUCACCAGUGCUCUAAAACUGUAUUUGAGAAGCCUGCCAGAACCACUGAUGACAUACGAGCUGCAUGAACAGUUCAUCAAUCCUGCCAAAUGCGGAAGUCCUGAGUCUCGAGUGAAUGCUAUUCAUUUUUUAGUUUACAAACUUCCUGAGAAAAAUCAAGAAAUGUUACAUCUUCUUAUUCAGCACCUGGCAACUGUUUCUACCAAUGCCAAGAAGAAUUUGAUGACCGUAGCUAAUUUGGGAGUGGUGUUUGGUCCAACACUAAUGAGGCCUCAGGAAGAAACGGUAGCAGGCAUCAUGGACCUGAAGUUUCAGAACAUUGUUGUAGAAAUACUUAUUGAAAACCAUGAAAAGAUUUUUUCAAGCCCUCCUGAUGAGUCUAUGAAUGAGCCGACUUCUCUUUCUCCUCGUGCCCCACCCAGACAGUCACGGAGACAGCGUAGCAAGAGGCCACUUGCUGUGUACAACCUCUGCCUUGAACUAGAUAAUGGGGUGGAACUUUGUGAAGACUCCGCCCUUCUACUUUCUAAACCUGAAGAUCUGCAACCUGAAGGCAAGAGCUAUGGUCUUAAAAACAUAACUGAAGGUCUCCCCCAUCAUUCAGCAGCACCAUGGUGUAUAUCAGAUGACAACAAUUCUCCAAAAGAUACACCUACUGGUAGUAUGGAUUCACUUUCACCACCUUCUUCUCUCACUCCUCUGGCUACAUGCACAAAUCCUUCCUAUGAGAAAAAUCAUCUUAUAGCAGAUGCCAGUGAAGUUUUGGAGUGGACACCCUCUGAGCCACCCGGGACUCCCUGUCCGCUGCUAUCAUGGAUGAAUAGUGAACCUUCGGCAGAAUCAUGUGAACCUACCUUUGUAGAGAUGCCUGAACCAUCUGCAGACACUGAAGGAUCUACUGCACUGGCUCCAGAUCUCCCUUCAGAGAGCAUGUCUGGAAGAAAGGCAAAAGCUGUAUAUCCAUGUGAAGCCGAACACAACUCAGAGUUAUCAUUUGAAAUAGGGGAAAUUUUUGAAGAUGAGAAGAAUGACAGAAAAUCCCCAAAUCCAGGUGUGCAAACCUUGUGGCCUCAUACCUAAGAAGACUGGAGGCUGUAAUCCCUGCCAAAGUACAUAACUCAAGAGAACCCGGAUGGUUGGAGGGAACGCUGAAUGGUAGACGAGGGCUUAUUCCGCAGAAUUAUGUUCAGUUUCUCUAACUAUAUGUAUGUGACACACAGAAGCUGUACAUGGUAUCCAUGGAUUUCCGUUCCAGUUGUGUUUAUUUGUCUUGUAUUGUGACUGCCUGAACCAUAUGCCAGACGUUAAGCUGGUAAAAGAAAAGGUCAUUAGAAAAGGACAUGCAAUAUUGCCAAACUGAAUUUAUAAAAACUGAACUGUAUUUUUUAAAACUUGUAUUGAACUGUGCUAGCUUUCAUAGCAUUUGAAUCUUAUGUCACUCAUUUUACAAUUUCAUUCCUGGCUAAAGACAGAAUUUGUCUAAUUUUAUAUGUAAAUAAAUUGUGUGAUGUAUUGCCUACUUGGCAACAAAUGUAAAACACAUAACUUGCAUGACUCACACACACCGAAUGCACCAGUUUGACACAAUGUAGCAAUUAUUUUUCACCUUUGUAGUUUUAAUGUUGCUACAGUCCUCCGUUUAGGAUUAAGGUAAGAUCACUCUCAGAAAAAAAUUACAUUUUAUACUUGUUUUUAUGUAAGUUCUCGUUUGUAAAAGUCACUGAUUUGGUUGUUGUUUGUUAUUUUUUAAGGUUUCACUUAAUGACUUGUAUUGUUUUCAAAGUAUAUUUACUACAGAAAUUAAUUUUAUCCUAAAAUAAAAUAUUUGGUCUUUUAAUAUAUUGUGUUUUAUAGAAAAAACUAAAUAAAAAACA
This is a messenger RNA of Hyla sarda, 3536 nucleotides long. It is a transcript of the gene ARHGAP10, whose product is annotated as Rho GTPase activating protein 10. Gene Ontology annotation, molecular function: GTPase activator activity; protein binding. Gene Ontology annotation, biological process: signal transduction. NCBI's taxonomy places the organism in Eukaryota, Metazoa, Chordata, Amphibia, Anura, Hylidae. The coding region runs from base 304 to 2742 and encodes 812 amino acids. The transcript has 25 exons. Gene Ontology annotation, cellular component: cytoplasm. The record is from RefSeq and is a predicted model, not a curated record.